AUGAAGCCGGACACGUACCCGAUGCUCAAGACCUCCCUCCAACUAUGCUCGCUUUUCUUCGCCCUCCUCUUCAACUCUCUUUUGAUUUUCCUGGUCAAGACAAAAUCGCCGAAAAAGAUGGGAACUUACAAGUAUCUCAUGAUUUACUUUGCUCUUUUUGCCAUAUUUUUCACGUGUUUGGAGAAUGUUGUGCAGCCGGUGAGUUGUAUCUCGGCUCCCGGUAGAGAUGAAAAAAAGUUGUCAACUAGUAAAAUGUACACAAUUUUAUGCUGAUCAUUUUGUUAGUUGACAACUUUUUGAUAUCUUCCCAGACGGCGGAGAUAUACAGGUUUCGUUUCAGUACGCCCACACGCACGGCUGCAGUUUCCUAGUGAUCAUGCGAUUGGCGCCCAACUCGCUCAUCAACCCUAAAAUUGCAUUUUUCCUUAUUUGUAAGUCCCAAAAGCCUCCAAAUUUCUUCAUUUUCUCCCGAAUUUAGGCUUUUUGACUGGCUGCUUCGGCUUCACGAUCGCCCUGAUUUCCAUCCAUUUCGUGUUCAGAUUGUUUGCUCUUGAAAGGUAACGAUACUUGGAAUCGCUGACGGAUCGCCCUUUUUUCAGACGCGGCAAAUUACGUUACUUUGACCGCAAGUACCUUCCGUUUUGGUUCUCCAUUCCCGUUUUCGUCGGCGCCAAUCACACGCUAUUGUCCGUUUUAGUGUUUGCUCCCAACGAGCACUUUUCAGAUUAUGUGAGGUGAGUAAUGAAUGUGCACUUGGGAUGUGACUAGAUGGAAUAUGUGGUGUACAAGGAAAACAGGCAAUUUGUGGGGCUAUUUGAAACUGAAACGGUGGGGAAAUGUAAAAUUUCUAUCUGCUUCAUAGAUACGAUAUAUAUCUUUUAAAUUUUAAACAUUGGUUCAGCUGUUAAGAAAAAAAGGUUCGACAUUGGAAUGGAAGCUGGCAGCGUGCCCCUCCCAAACGCAUAUGCUGCGCGCGAUUGUUGCAACAUUGCCGCACGCUUUAUUGUUCUUCGUCUUUGUCUUUAUUUUUCGGCUAAAAAUCAGCAGAAACUUCGGGUUUUUCCAUUUUUUACCCGUAUUUAUUCAUUUCAAUCGUCUUUUGCUUUUAAAAAUCAACUUUGAAAACAGAUUUAUCGAUUUUUAGCUUGAAUUUUCGAACAUUUCUCGAUUUUGUGUUUUUCUCCCUUCGAUUUCGCUGAAUUUGAGAAUUUUCAGGAUUUCCACCUACGGAAAACUCGAACAAGCAACAAAAGGGCAUGGAUUUCUUCUUUUCGUGUUAGUUUUUGACGUAACAAUAAUUUUCUCUCCGAUCAACGUUUACAGACUCCACUCCGCCUCCCGUUGGAUGAAUUGGCACUAAUAACAAUUAUUUUAGAUGUAUUUAUUACGUUUUCAAAUAAAUUAAAUGACAUGACAAGUGUAAGAAUUUUAGUAUCAGUGGUAUUCAAUUUUCCUCUCCUUUUUUCCGGAUUGAAGCGUCCACGGACUUUGAAAAAACGGUCGGAGAGAAAAUAUCUUCGUUCCUCUUCAAACUAAUACGACAAGUUUUUGUAUAGCGUUGUGUGCUGACGGUGGAGUGGAGAACACGGAGUCGUGGCGGGGUACACUGGCGCAAGUGCGCUCUACUGAAAUUUUCAAAAAUUUUGCUUUGGCCUAAUGCUUUAAGAUAGGGGCGCUACGCAAUCGACCGUCGGCGGAAGUUCAAAUUUUAGUUUUCGAUGUACCCAUGACGACCCCGUGGGAGAAGACGGUCUGUAAACGUUGAUCGGAGAGAAAAUUAUUGUUACGUCAAAAACUAACCCGAAAAGAAGAAAUCAAUGUCCUUUUGUUGCUUGUUCGACUUCUCCGAAGGUGGAAAUCCUGAAAAUUCUCAAAUUCAGCGAAAUCGAAAGGAGAAAAACAGAAAUCGAGAAAUGUUCGAAAAUUCAAGCUAAAAAUCGAUAAAUCUGUUUUCAAAGUUGAAGUUUAAUAGCAAAAGACGAUUGAAAUGAAUAAAUAUGGGUGAAAAAUGGGAAAAACCAAAGUUUCUGCUGAUUUUUAGCCGAAAAAUAAAGACAAAGACGAAGAACAAUAAAGCGUGCGGCAAUGUUGCAACAAUCGCGCGCAGCAUAUGCGUUUGGGAGGCCGGGCCUUGGCACGCUGCCAGCUUCCAUUCCAAUGUCCAACCUUUUCUUUUUCAACAGUAGUUCCAAACGUCUUUCAGAAAAAGCGUCUUCGAGAACUAUGGCCUCCUAAUCGACGAUCAAGUGUACAUGGGCGCCUAUUUCUACCCGCCGGAUGCUUCGGGAACUCCGAAAUUGGACUGGACCGUCGCACUCGGAUUCGUUGAUCUUUUCCUGACCGCGGUAUCGUAGGGUCCAAGUUUCAGACCGAUAAUCCUCAUAAGGCGCCAUAAGUUACGUGGUGGAUUAUCCUACGAGUGAAUAAUCGGUCUGAAACUUGAAAUCAAGAUGCUUUUAUCCGAAUCUAGUGUUAGCGACGAAUCCGACAAUUGCAACUUCGAUUUCAGUCAGUUUCCUUCUCGAUUCUAAUCUACUGUGGCUCGAGAAGCUAUUGUAAAAUCAAGAAUUUGAUGAAAGAGGGCCGAUCGAGGUACACGAGGAAUCUGCAGAAACAGUUGUACAAGGCACUCGUCGUUCAGGUGGGUCCGAACAACAAGUAGAAGGACACCGCGAUACCAUGUGUUCAAGACAAUGUAUCUCAGCGGUUUGUGAAGUUAUCAAAAAGUUGUCAACUGAUGAAAUGUACAAAAUGUCUUGAUGAAUAAGUCAUUAGUUGACAACUUUUUGAUAUCUUCAUUGGCGGCUGAGAUACAUCGUUUCGAAUAGAGCGCACCGAAGCGGCUAUUUGCAGGCAUGCAUCCCGACCGUCCUAAUGUUCGUUCCCGUCGGAAUCUUCAUCUCCGCCCCGCUUCUCUACCUGAACGUCGAAUUCCUCAGCAAACUCACCACAAUCACCUACGCCGUUUACCCGGCAAUCGAGCCGAUUCCCAUCAUUUUCAUCGUCGACGACUACCGAAAGGCAACUGUUUGUGAGUGACAGAUCUUCAUGGAAUUGGAAACGUUCCAUUGUUUCUAGCAAUGCUCAAAUUGGAUUGGUGCAAACGGAACAAGGUUUCGAAUACGAAUGAAGAAGUGAGCACAACCGAGAAUUCGGGAAAUGCACAGAUUUGA
Molecule: messenger RNA, 3173 nt
Organism: Caenorhabditis sp. 36 PRJEB53466
Lineage: Eukaryota; Metazoa; Nematoda; Chromadorea; Rhabditida; Rhabditidae
Source: the annotation of a GenBank genome assembly